UUUCUCAGCUAGGAAGUUUUGAUAAUAUCAUGAAGACCCCACCUGUAAAGAGGUGUAACUUACACAGCCCUAAAAAACCUUUCCAAUGGGCCGGUCAUUUAAAUGUGUAGUGUCACUUGAUCAUCUCAUCUAGUUUAAAUGAAUCAGACUCCAGCUAUGUGAUUGUCUGUUCUCUUUCAACUGCAGUGUAUUAUCUCUCCCUUCUAUUGCAGCAUACCAACUCCGUCGAGCCUGCACUCUUUUCACUAGACUCUUCCUGGGACUCCCUGUGUUUUUUUUCCAUAGCAACAGUGCUGCCAAUCAGAGAGAAAAGAUCAGGAACAAGUGAACAUUUACAAGUUCAUUUAAUAGUACGGGGUUUAGUUGAUGUGAACCCAGGGCAUCCAGAGGUCUAGCAGAGGUCAGGUUUUUCUAUUGUGCAACUGUGUUUGAAAGAGAAGUGCAACUCGGCAUUCCUUCCUCCUGCCUGCUGAAUACACACUGAGUGGAGGAUCACAUACUGAUGCCAGGCUGGUAUAUCAUUAUCGCAGAAUGUACCCUACCACCCAUCCAGGAUUGGAUGAGGACAGGUUGUACCCCACCACCCAUCCAGGGUUGGAUGAGGACAGGUUGUACCCCACCACCCAUCCAGGGUUGGAUGAGGACAGGUUGUACCCCACCACCCAUCCAGGGUUGGAUGAGGACAGGUUGUACCCCACCACCCAUCCAGGGUUGGAUGAGGACAGGUUGUACCCCACCACCCAUCCAGGGUUGGAUGAGGACAGGUUGUACCCCACCACCCAUCCAGGGUUGGAUGAGGACAGGUUGUACCCCACCACCCAUCCAGGGUUGGAUGAGGACAGGUUGUACCCCACCACCCAUCCAGGGUUGGAUGAGGACAGGUUGUACCCCACCACCCAUCCAGGGUUGGAUGAGGACAGGUUGUACCCCACCACCCAUCCAGGGUUGGAUGAGGACAGGUUGUACCCCACCACCCAUCCAGGGUUGGAUGAGGACAGGUUGUACCCCACCACCCAUCCAGGGUUGGAUGAGGACAGGUUGUACCCCACCACCCAUCCAGGGUUGGAUGAGGACAGGUUGUACCCCACCACCCAUCCAGGGUUGGAUGAGGACAGGUUGUACCCCACCACCCAUCCAGGGUUGGAUGAGGACAGGUUGUACCCCACCACCCAUCCAGGGUUGGAUGAGGACAGGUUGUACCCCACCACCCUUUGUGGCCAGGGUUGGAUGAGGACAGGUUGUACCCCACCACCCAUCCAGGGUUGGAUGAGGACAGGUUGUACCCCCACCACCCUUGUGGCCAGGGUUGGAUGA
Messenger RNA from Oncorhynchus keta (chum salmon), 1314 nucleotides. Its product is annotated as mucin-16-like. The transcript is spliced from 4 exons. NCBI's taxonomy places the organism in Eukaryota, Metazoa, Chordata, Actinopteri, Salmoniformes, Salmonidae. The record is from RefSeq and is a predicted model, not a curated record. Bases 532 to 1314 code for a protein of 260 amino acids.